AUGGGUAAUUGCUGCUCAUAUUAAAAUCCACCUACUUUUCUUAGUCAUCAUAAUACACCAGAUCAUUUAAGUGUUGAGGAAAGUCUUCAUUAAUUAAUAAAUGCAAUUACACCAAGAGUAUAUGAAACACAAGAUUAAUUUAUUAUUUUGAAUCCAUUAAUUUUAGCUACUAUGGAGAAAUUGAAAAAGUUGAUUAUUAAAGAGUCUCCUCAUUUCAAAAUGUAAGACCUGACUUAAUUAAUGGGCAAUAAGAAAGGGUGUUAUGUAAUAGUUAUUUACAUGUUAAGAGAUUAAAGAAUGGAGUAUUAUAUUCUGGAGAUUGGCUUGAUGAUUAGAGACAUGGAUAUGGGAAGGCUAUAAAUCUAGAUGGAAGUGUUUAUGAAGGCUUUUUCAAAUAGGAUCAAUAUUAUGGCAUUGGUAGAUUGAUAUUUUAUGAUGGUGACUAUUAUGAGGGAGAAUUCGAAAAUAAUCAAUUUAAUGGAUUAGGUGUGUAUAGUUCUACUUUUUAGUAUGAAGGUGAGUGGUAGAAUGGAGAAAAACAUGGUUAAGGAAAAGAAGUAUGGCCAAAUGGGAUCACUUAUUAAGGAUAAUUUAAGAAAGGACUAAAAGAUGGAUAAGGAAAGAUGGUCUUUAAUGAUAAUUCAUAUUACGAAGGAGAAUUUCUUAGAGACACUUUUAACAGUAUGUGAAUUCCUUUAAUCUAAGAUAAAGGGACAUUCUUUUGGAAUGAUAGUAAAAAGUACAUUGGUGAGUGGAGAGAUGGAGCUAAAGAAGGUCAAGGAUAAAUGAUUUGGCCGACUGGUUAAGAGUACAAAGGGGAAUUCUUAUAAGAUGAAUUUGAAGGCCAAGGAUAAAUGACAUAUCCAGAUGGAAAGAUUUUUAUUGGAUAUUGGAGAUCAAGCAGAUAGAAUGGGGAUGGUGCUAUCUAUAAAAAUGGAAAACUUUAUAAAUAAGGAAUUUGGAAUAUGGGUACAAUGAUAAAAGAAAUUAAAUUAUGA
This is a messenger RNA of Paramecium sonneborni, 998 nucleotides long. Lineage: Eukaryota; Ciliophora; Oligohymenophorea; Peniculida; Parameciidae. The record is from the annotation of a GenBank genome assembly.